Messenger RNA from Plasmodium knowlesi strain H, 2511 nucleotides. RefSeq names its product conserved Plasmodium protein, unknown function. The record is from RefSeq and is a predicted model, not a curated record. Bases 1 to 2511 code for a protein of 836 amino acids. The transcript has a single exon. NCBI's taxonomy places the organism in Eukaryota, Apicomplexa, Aconoidasida, Haemosporida, Plasmodiidae.
AUGGAAAUACCACGUUACUGCGAGCACAACUACAUCGGAAAUAUUCCAACGGAUAGGGAUACGCACAUUAAUUCAUCGUAUGGAGAAUGUGCAAAAUUUGAUCCAGCAUCUGAAAGCGCGAUGGGUGAAGUUGCCUCGGGAGGUUCUUUCAAAAAGAUGAGGCUUGUUCGAAGCCCACUCAAAAGGGAAAAUCUCGAAAUAAAGAACAUUUCGGCUCUUCAAUUGGAGAAGAGGCAGAAUAAACAUUUAAACGAGCAAAAUAAUGAGGUUACAAGAGACAUACCCUAUAAGAGAAAUGAUUACUUGUCCAACAAUCUUCAGUACUACCACUACAGUAAAGGAUUAGAAACACCUCAUGAAAAGGAAGCAACACAAAUUGCUGAACACAUGCAUGAAAAGUUUUUGUUCCAAAACCAGGGCACUUACUCAAGUAAGUUAUUCCCAAAAGGUGAAUCAGGAGGAAGCCAAAAUUGUCCAGCCGCUAGAACGAAUAAAUAUGAAGCGAACCCUCAAAUGACCCCAUUAGACAAAUUGAGCAAAAAAUAUUUAAUGGAUAACUGUCCAAAGGAUAAUCCUUCUGACUGUGAAAAAAGUACAGAAUAUAAUUCGGCACAAAAUAUUUUGAGAGCAUUUGAAAAUGGUGUAUAUGUAGAUUCGCAGCAGACCUUGCCACUGGAGGGUACUAAUAGCGACGCGUACUUCACCAAAGAAGCCUUAAAUAGUAUCAGCACUAUAAGCUAUAGUCCCUAUGAUUAUCCUCCAAAGGGUGAAGACGAAGACGAAGAAGAAAUCCCUGGAUUAGUAAAUAGUGGUACACACAUUUUUUUCAAUAAAAAGGAUCCGAUCACCCAGGAUAAAGAAAAACUGUUAAAUGUCCAAAUGAGGGAGAAUAAUGCACACUUUACGAAUAGGUCAAGCAUUUCCCGCAUAGGCAGACAGAACGUUCCAAUCAUUGGGGGUUACACAACUUGCAAAGAGAAACCACAAGAUGAGGAGACUACCUAUUACAAUUACCAACUGAGGGGAGAGGCUGAAGUGUGUGAUGAUAAAAUGUGUGAUGCUUUGGAGGGAUAUCAAAAUAAGGAAUCCAACAUGGCAAGUGUAAAUAUAAAAACAGGUGCGAAGAACCACCAUCCUCUUAAAAACGGGUUAGCACAUUAUCCGGACGGUGACUUGCUAUACAUGAAUAAGGCAAACAGGGGAAGCCCAAAUAUUAAUAAUGAAUUUCAUCAUCCUUUGAAUUACUCUGUUUUGUCAAAUGGAUAUCUGGUCCAUGAUGAGGAUUCGAAGAAAUUGGGCUCCAUCUCGAACAGAAUUAUAACGCGUAAUUCUGCAGGGAAGGAAGGAGAAGCUGAGAACGGUGCUUUUAUGACACCCGAAGAGGAUACCCCGAUGGACCAUUUUAAUAUGGUAAGGAAAUUCCAGCCAAAUGGAUUCAUUGGUGAAAAUUACAACACGCACACCCUAUCCAGGUCGAACUUGUGCGAUAAUCCUGCUGAUCUAAUUUCUGAUGAGAAAUAUUACUAUAAUAACCACGUAAAUAACACCUUCCUUAAUGGUCGACCAAAUGCAUACGGACUGAAACAAAGUAAAGGAUGCGUUCUUCAGGUUGAUAGUUCGCGGAGGAAUGGCUCGUCACAUGGGGUGGGACUUCCCAGUGUAACUAUUCUACCGGACCAGCACACUACCCACAAGACAGGCCUCUUUAAUGGAGAAGAUGAGCAGAAUAUGAGUCCAACUAUAUUUACUAAAAAAAUGAACGACAAACAUGGAAUUUACAAAGGCAUUCACCAACAUGUGAGCGGGAAGAAAUACCUCAGCACAUUUGUACAGAACGACUACGAACUGGACGAAAUAAAAAGCUGCAUUCCAGAACGACAUUUAUAUGGCAAAGAAAAUUAUGAUGUUCCCCAAGUUAUUCAAGGGAUAACGAGAAAACAGAAUAACGGAAUUGUGUCCGAGUGUAAUCAAGACACCAUCAUCGAAUAUAAUGAUAAGUGGCGAUUAGUGAAGGGAAAGCAAUUCUCCAUAAACCAGGUGGAUAAUUUUAAAUCAGUGCAAGAUUCCGCAACGUACUUUCAAAACUAUUUAACUGAACAGAACGAAAAUACAAAAAGGAUGCUUACGAAAAUUAACUUUAAUUCGUUGACUGGAAAAUUGAGCAUAAAUUCUUUAGGUGAUGAUAAUGGUGAUAGUGUAAAGCACCUGAGCAGAGUGUAUGAUUAUAAAGAUACGCUGCGUUCCUAUCCCGCCUAUUAUGGUAUAUCCCAAAAUAUGCACACUGGUAGAGAGGAAGCUUUAAAAUGUAUGGAGGAAGAUGGCAGGGGAAUAUUGCAAAAUGAUCAUCCUACUGAUUGUAAAAAUAUGCAUGAACAAAUGCAGAAAAAAAAAAAAGUUGCGAAAAAACCUAACCUUGCCUUAUGUGGUGUUGGUGAUUAUCAGCUAAAGAACCGAAUUCAAGAUUUUGUGUCCCAAAAAAUUAUCGAUUUCUUUAACGUGAAUUUUGUGUAA